Messenger RNA from Ruditapes philippinarum (Manila clam), 2142 nucleotides. Its product is annotated as homeobox protein engrailed-1a-like. Gene Ontology annotation, cellular component: nucleus. The transcript has 2 exons. Lineage: Eukaryota; Metazoa; Mollusca; Bivalvia; Venerida; Veneridae. Gene Ontology annotation, molecular function: DNA-binding transcription factor activity, RNA polymerase II-specific; RNA polymerase II cis-regulatory region sequence-specific DNA binding. Gene Ontology annotation, biological process: regulation of transcription by RNA polymerase II; neuron differentiation; multicellular organism development. Bases 60 to 875 code for a protein of 271 amino acids. The record is from RefSeq and is a predicted model, not a curated record.
UCAUAAAGACGUUAUUCUACAAAUUAAAAUACAUUUAUAAAUUUAUUUGUCAGUUAAAAAUGGACUUUCACGAGCAAGAUUCAAUGCUAAAAAUCAAUAGAAUGGUUGAGAAUUUUAGAAAAUUAUGUUGUUGUGAACAAUGCGUUGAGUCUCCAAGUUAUUCAACGUCUCCAACACCAUACACAAACUUUUCUGUGAGACAAAUUUUACAGCAAGAUUUCCGGAGAAGCUUACAGUAUGAUUCGGACGGUACAGGCCUGUCCGAAAAUAGCGACGUUUAUUCUAGCUGUGACGAAUGUGAAAGAUGUCCGAGCCCGGAUAUGCAACUGUCUGCGAGUCCGGAACCUUUGGACCUCUCAUACAAAUACAACCGCCUUGCCGAGGAUGAUAUCAAUGUAUUGGCUACCCUUCCAAGGUCGACACGUGUUGGCUUUCAAGCAGACGAAGACGGGUACUCUUCUUCCGAUUCUGAGAUUGCGCAUGCGCCGCUAGAUUUACGUGUUCAGAGAAAGAAAACGCCACCAAAGAUUACUUCCGGGAUUCCAGCUUGGGUUUUCUGCACCAGAUAUUCAGACAGGCCAUCUGCAGGACCACGUGCACGCAGGCGCAGACAUGGUGUACGACAAACACGUACCCGCACGGCAUUUAAUGAAUUCCAGCUGGAGCAGCUAAAUAUAGAAUUCGACAAUGACCAGUACUUAUCUGAAAGCAGACGACAGCGUCUAGCAAGCGAUUUAAAUCUAAAUGAAGCGAACGUGAAGAUAUGGUUCCAAAAUAAACGAGCAAAAUUGAAGAAAAUUGGGGACCCGCGUCCGUUAGCUCGCCAGUUGCAGUCAGAAGGACUUUACAACCAUAAAUCAUCGAUUGAUUUAUGAUAAUCACUUCACGAUUUUAUUAAUCAAAUGUCAUUAUUUUGUGCUGCAAAUGAUAAUAUUAUCAGUAUUGAAUCAUUACUUUAGUCUCAAAACAUGAUUAUUUAUUUACAUUGCCAUCUAAUUAUAUUGAACUUUUUUGUGAAUAUUAUUUCAAGGCUGGCCUUUGUCCAAAUAUAAAUUAUUAUAUACAUUGUUAAACGGUUUUAAUAUUCAUUUUAUUGUGUCAAUUGGUAUUCAAUGAUUUCAUCAAAUUCAUCAAAUGAUUUAUAACGUCUUGAAAACAUUCAUCAAUCCAAUUCAAACGUAUUGCAAGUGUUAACUUAAUAUAUGUAACUCAUCAAAACCACACACAUGUAAUGAAAUUUUAUACAUUCGUCAUUUUUGAUAUUAAUUGUGUUCUUAUAUUCAUUUGCUUUAUAAAUUUAUUUAUAUUAUUUCUUUCUCUAAAGAUCAUAUAAUUAUUUAUUUAUUCAUUAUUUAUACAUGUCAUUUCUGUCUCGUCACUUUCCAAGGACGCCCACAUAGAUACUGUUUGAAUCAGUAUUUUAGAAUUCCACAUAUAGAUUUAUCUUUUUCAUGCAUUGGUAAUUCCAAAACUUUCACCAAAGCCAUGUAUUAAAAAGAUGUGUAUUAUUUAUCCUGUUUUCUGGAAUAACAUGAUAUUGUGUUUUUUUUGGUACUGUGUAACUGUUGAUUUUACAAUGGAGUGUUGGGGUUUUUUUUGUAAGUGAGCGUGAAAGAUUGUUCGAUAUUUAUAAACAACUCAGUUUAGACCGAACCUGAAUCAAUUUUCAUUUUUGCCGUAUUAAGCGACAUCUUUUACCCUACAAAUGUUUUUAAUCUAAUUUUUCGAAAGUUUUUAUUUUUGUGUACUUUUAUAGUUUUCAAAAACAUACUUAUUACCAUCUUUUGCUUAGUGGCAAUUAGGACAGUUAUAGUGAACUAUUAUUUUUCAUGGAAGUCAAAAUACCACUUAAAAUUUGUUUACAUUUUGGUACUUUUAUGACAAAUAAUUUCAAAUUAAGCACUACUAUCUUUAGGUAAGACACAUAUCAUAAUAUAAACUUUAUAGAACUCAAGAUUUCGCUUUCCAAAAAAGUAAAAACUUACUUAUUUUGACGCAUAAUGUGCCUCUAAUUUUGUUUUAUUUUUCCGAUAAAAUUACUUAACUUCCUGCUCAUAUACUUAUGUAUUUACUCCCUUAUGAUUCAUGUUAUGUGUACAUUUUUGACAAAUUAGAUUCUGCUGAAAUGUCUAUAUUUUUAGU